AUGAAUGAAAUUAAGUGUGUAGUAGUUGGUAACGGAGCUGUGGGUAAAACAUGUCUAUUAAUAAGUUAUACCACGGGCAGACUUAUUCCCAGUGACUGCACUUCAUCCAGUUGGAUGACCGACGUUAACUAUUCCGCUAAUGUGAUGGUCGAUGGAAAGCCCUUCAAUCUGGACCUCUGGGAUACGGCCGGUCAGGAGGACUACGACCGACUGCGUCCCCUAUCAUACCCGCAAACCGAUGUCUUUCUCAUAUGCUAUUCGGUGGUCAACCCGUCGUCCUUUGAAAACGUACGGAUCAAAUGGUAUCCGGAAGUGCGACACCACUGUCCCGACAAACCCAUUAUACUGGUGGGCACUAAACUGGACCUCCGGGACGACCCCAAAACACUGGAGAAGCUUAAGGAGCGCAAAAUGGCACCCAUUACUUACCCCCAGGGCCUGGCCAUGGCUAAGGAUAUCGGCGUCGUUAAGUACGUGGAGUGCUCGGCCCUCACAGGGGAAGGCCUUAAUGAUGUGUUCAAUGAGGGCAUACUUGGGGACGGAACUGUGGGUAAAGCAUACCUCGCGAGGACAUACAUGACAGACAUCUACCCAAAUGAAUACAUUCCCAUCGUUUUUGACAGCUUUGAUCAUAAGAUGGUUGUCGACGGAGAGUCCGUUAAUCUGGGCAUUUGGCUUACGGCCGGUCAGGAGGACUACGACCGACUGCGACCCCUAUCCUACCCAAAAACCGACGUCUUUCUCAUAUGCUAUGCAGUGGACAACCCCUGGUCUUUGACAAACGUACGGAUCAAAUGGUAUCCCGAAGUGAGACACCACUGUCCCAACACACCCAUAAUACUGGUGGGCACUAAACUGGACCUCCGGGACGAUCCCAAAACACUGGACAGACUAAAAUGUCGCAAACAGACACCCAUUACACGCAGGAAGGGCAAGGCUAUGGCUAAGGAUAUCGGCGCCGUUAAGUACUUGGAGUGCUCGGCCCUCACACGGGAAGGCCUUACGAAUGUGUUCGAUGAGGCCGUACGUGCCGUCCUAUGUCCCCGGGUCAAGAGUCAGAAAUCUUGUGCUGUACAAUAA
Messenger RNA from Oppiella nova, 1080 nucleotides. Lineage: Eukaryota; Metazoa; Arthropoda; Arachnida; Sarcoptiformes; Oppiidae. The record is from the annotation of a GenBank genome assembly.